AUUGGGCCGUCUUAAGCUGGGCCGCGAGGAAGCUUUCUGCACCGCUGCUGGAAUGCACUGAAUUGGCGCUGCUGGCAUAGACCGGGUUGAUUGCACAAGCAGCAGCUGCCUUGGGGGUCUCUUCCCCUCGUUUUCAUUUGAAGAAAGAACCCAAAGCUAGGGCAAAGGUAAAGGUGAGAGAGGAAAGCUCCCAAUGUUCAAGCCAUUUAGCCAGUGCUUCAAACGUCACUGACCGGUGGAGAAGAAGAGCUGACCGGAGCUGCCACGUGGAUAGGAUCGACGGUCAGAGCAAAGCAAGGAAACAGAUAAACGGUAGCCGUCCGAUGAUGAAGAGAAGAAUAAAGCAUCACAAGCGCCAUUCUUAGCUCUAGGGAGUGAAUCGCGGAGGGUGACAGACUCCACGAACGAGUAUGUGAAGGGUGACAGACUUCACUCACGAGACUUGGAGAUCACGAGAGUGAGAGCGAGAGACAAUUCUUUAGUUUCAUAGAGUAGAGAGCGGCGGGUGACAGACACUGCGUGAUAGGUUUAUCGCUUUCAUGGUUUAUCGCGCUUUUCUUCGAUUCUAGAUUUCACUGAGUUGCGAGGGUGACAGGCCGUGAUUUUCGGUGAUUUCUGGUGAACUUAGUUGACCAGAGCUUGACAAUUGGCAGAAAAUUGUUUCGAAGUAUCUGUCUGGUGCGAUGGUUUACAUAACUGAGUGGGACAAAUUUGUGGAGCAAUCCAUUCAGUUGUUUCGUGCUGAUCCUGACUCUACACGGUAUGUCAUGAAGUACAGGCAUUGUGAUGGCAAGUUGGUACUUAGGGUCACUGAUAACCGGCAGUGUCUAAAGUACAAGACAGACCAAGCACAGGAGGCUAAGAAGAUGGAAAAACUGAACAAUAUGUUCUUUGCUUUGAUGGCCCGUGGUCCUGAUGUUGAUCUAUCAGAAGUCACUGGAAAAGAGCAAAUGGAUGCUCAACCAAGCAAGAAAGGAAGAGGAAGGAAGCAAUAACUUGCUCUUUGCGAGACAUGAUGGUUUUGAGUCAGAGGACUUUCUAAGAAUUUGAACAGUUAUACUUUUCCCGAUCUAAUUAUUACUUCUUCAGAUUCUAUGAUGAAAGUGGUUGUAUAUUGAAGUUUUGAAGUCUGAAUUUCUGAUCUUUUGGAAGUCUUGAGUAUUACAGAAUUUAGUUAUGCCACCAA
Vigna angularis (adzuki bean) is the source of this 1186-nucleotide messenger RNA. RefSeq names its product signal recognition particle 9 kDa protein-like. NCBI's taxonomy places the organism in Eukaryota, Viridiplantae, Streptophyta, Magnoliopsida, Fabales, Fabaceae. Gene Ontology annotation, cellular component: signal recognition particle, endoplasmic reticulum targeting. The record is from RefSeq and is a predicted model, not a curated record. Bases 684 to 995 code for a protein of 103 amino acids. Gene Ontology annotation, biological process: negative regulation of translational elongation; SRP-dependent cotranslational protein targeting to membrane. Gene Ontology annotation, molecular function: 7S RNA binding. The transcript has 6 exons.